Messenger RNA from Chenopodium quinoa (quinoa), 2222 nucleotides. RefSeq names its product inositol-tetrakisphosphate 1-kinase 1-like. Gene Ontology annotation, molecular function: inositol-3,4,5,6-tetrakisphosphate 1-kinase activity; magnesium ion binding; ATP binding. Bases 721 to 1728 code for a protein of 335 amino acids. The transcript has a single exon. Gene Ontology annotation, cellular component: cytoplasm. NCBI's taxonomy places the organism in Eukaryota, Viridiplantae, Streptophyta, Magnoliopsida, Caryophyllales, Amaranthaceae. The record is from RefSeq and is a predicted model, not a curated record. Gene Ontology annotation, biological process: inositol trisphosphate metabolic process.
AUUUUCAGAUCGGAUGCGAAUCGGAUCAUCGAAUUUUCGGAUCUUCAAAUAGUUCUGCUCAGCCUUAGUCAUACGAAGGAACGCGAUAAAUUAUAUAAACUUUAUAUAGUAAUGUGAGUUUGGACUAAUAUAUACAACCCUAACCCUUACCCAUACUAUAACUUUAUUACACAUUAUACUCAUUGACAUUAAAUCACUGUUGCAAUGGUCAUUAUUUCAUUACUUUUCCCAUAACAAAAAAACAAAAACAAAUUGCACCAAAAAAAAAAAAUAAACCGAAAACAAAAAAACUUGUUCCAUUAAUCACAACCGUUAAUCGUUAAAAACAAAACGAGGCACAACCGUCCAAUUGAUAACGCGUCCGAAAACCAUCACCAUAAACCCUCAGAUCACGCCACGUGUCAACAAAUCUCAUCAUUAACCAUGGUUAACCCACUUAGAGUUAAACUAACCCAAAUUCACUCUCAUUUGAUUUACCCAAUUUAACCCUAGCCUAGUCUAAGCUAUUUAUGCCUCUUCCCUCUCCUCACAAUCAUUUCUUCAUUUCCUCUCUCUCCUCCAUUUGCUCUAUUUUUCCUCUCGUUUUUCCUUCGAUAUUCUUGAUUAUUCGACGUUUAAGCCCUAAUUUCUUCGCAAUUGUGCUAGGGUUUUUCCCUGCAUUGUUAUGAUAGUUGUAACAUUUUCCAGAAAUCGAUUCAAUUUAGCUUACCUUUGUCGUUAAUGGCGGAAGAUCCUCGCCGUUUUUCGAUCGGUUACGCUUUGGCGCCGAAGAAGCAGCAGAGUUUCAUACGAGAAUCGUUAAUCAACCUCGCUCGUGACCGUUUGAUUGAUUUGAUCAAAAUCGAUACUGGAGUACCGUUGAUCGAUCAAGGACCGUUCGAUUGCAUCCUUCAUAAGUUGUACGGGGACGAUUGGAAGAAGCAGCUCGUCGAUUACAAGGCGAAAAACCCUAAUGUCGUGAUUUUAGAUGCACCGGAAUCAAUUGAACGACUUCAUAACCGGAUUUCGAUGUUGCAGGUUGUUUCUGAGUUGAAAUUCGUGCGAAAUGACCGCGAUACGUUUGGAAUUCCGAAACAAAUCGUGAUUUAUGACGUCGAAACGCUUCGUGAUCAUCGGUCUUGGGAAGGAUUGAAGUUUCCGGUGAUUGCGAAACCCUUGGUUGCAGAUGGAAGCGCAAAAUCGCAUAAAAUGUCGUUAGUUUACAAUCAUGGAGGAUUGAGCAAUUUGAAACCUCCGAUUGUUUUGCAGGAGUUUAUUAAUCAUGGAGGAGUGAUAUUCAAGGUGUAUGUGGUAGGUGAAUACGUGAAAUGUGUGAAGAGGAAGUCAUUGCCAGACGUUUCGGAGGAGAAAUUGGAGAGUUUAGGUGGUUUGGUAACGUUUUCGCAGGUUUCGAAUUUGGCAAGCAACGAGAUGACGGAUGAGAAGUACUACAAGAUGAUGCACUUGGAUGAUUGCGAAAUGCCGCCUCAGGAGUUCAUCACUGACAUUGCGAGAGGAUUGAGGGAGGUUAUGAAGCUGAAUCUCUUUAAUUUCGAUGUGAUUAGGGAUACGAGGCUUGGAAAUCGGUAUCUCGUGAUCGACAUUAACUAUUUCCCAGGGUAUGCGAAGAUGCCGGCGUAUGAGAGUGUGAUGACAGAUUUCUUCUGGAAUGUUGUGGCGAGAAGAGAAGUGAUGGAGAAUGAGGAAAGUGAAGAAAAAAGUAAAUUGGUGGAUAACAUUGGUUGCUGAUGAUGAAAUGCAGGAUAAAUUUGUUACAGUAGGUGACAGUUUCUUCUUCUUCUUCUUUCCCCUGCCUCCAAAAAAGUACAAGAAAGUGGAGGUUUUAACAAUUUCAUUGGAUAGGGUGAUAGUAUAGACUGGCGAACAAUUAGGCUUUCUUUAUUUUUUUUCAAUGAAUUUUUUGUUGUAGUUGCUGAUGAUGUUCUUUUUUCCUUUUCUUUUUAUACCUGACUAGUGUUUCUUUUGUUUGUGGAGACAUUAUUAGUUGGGUGUUGGAUAUCAAAUGAUGUAUAUUCCAUCUUGGCUUCGGAAUUGAGGUUUUAUCUGAAAUACUCUUGAAAUGGGUUGUAGACGAAAAAGGGAGGCUGCUUUGAUGUUUUUAGGAAGUGUUUAGUUUGUUCUUUCUUGACAAGUUUUGUAAUCUUCUUUCCUAAGGAAAUGUUCAAACAUGUGCCUAUUUUGGGCACUUUAGAUCAAUGAAUUUAUCCAUUUGGUUUAUCCAA